Cannabis sativa is the source of this 3452-nucleotide messenger RNA. RefSeq names its product probable serine/threonine-protein kinase At1g09600. Lineage: Eukaryota; Viridiplantae; Streptophyta; Magnoliopsida; Rosales; Cannabaceae. Gene Ontology annotation, cellular component: nucleus; cyclin-dependent protein kinase holoenzyme complex. The record is from RefSeq and is a predicted model, not a curated record. Gene Ontology annotation, biological process: positive regulation of transcription elongation by RNA polymerase II; protein phosphorylation. The transcript has 8 exons. The coding region runs from base 867 to 3065 and encodes 732 amino acids. Gene Ontology annotation, molecular function: ATP binding; cyclin-dependent protein serine/threonine kinase activity; RNA polymerase II CTD heptapeptide repeat kinase activity.
AAUCGGUUUCGCAACUUCCCACCUUUAAUUCCCACAUUUUAUAAUUAUUAUUAAUUAUUAAUUUUAUAAAUAAUUCUUCAAUUCCCUCUGUUUCAUAUUUUGAAAAAAAUAAAUAAAAAUUGUAAGACUUAGCAAGUGUUCUUGUUGGGUGGGAGAGAAGAUCGCCACUCUCUUGAUCUCUUCCCAUUUCCAUUUUUAUUGUUUUGGUUAUUUUAUUGGCUAUUCGCGAUUUUCGCACCAACCCUGAUUCGAAAAUCUCUUCUCCUUCGUCCACCUUUCUCUGUCUUGUCUGUCACACAACGCACAUUCCAAUAUUCAUAUCCAUUCAAAUUUGAGAUAACCUUAUUGUUUGUUAACUUUUCGGGUUUUGGUUGGAUUCCGCCUUCUAUUUUUGGCUUUUCAGCAGCAAUUCGAAACAGAAAAUUUUGGCUGGUACCUGUAUUCUCUCCUUUACUGUUCCUUUUGUAUUGAUUUUCAUUGCCCUGACAAAUUCUCAUUCUUGAUCCUAGCAUACUCCUCAAAUUUGGAUCUGGGCUAUCUUCCUUUUAUGACUUGGGUUUUGGGGUCGUCCUUUGACCGCCAAUACCUGUAAUUGGUGAUCCGGGUUCUUAAGGUUUCAGUUUUGGUCCGAGGCUUUGGCAUUUGGGGAUCUGGGUUCUUUCCCAUUUGAAGACUUGAGUUGCUGCCGUAAAAAAACUGUGGAAGGAGGGAAAUUUCUUUUGAAGGGUUGGAUCAUUACUCAACUUCAAUUGUGCCACAAGAUAAUACAUAGAAAGAAAAAGAAGUUGUCUUUUGUUUCAGGAUCGGAGUGAUUUUCUAGUUUCUCAUUUGGCAAUUGGAGCUAUGGAGUAGCUUUGUUUGGAAUUAUGGGCUGCAUUUGCUCGAAAGGGUUAGCGAAACAGUAUGACGCGGAGAAUAAUGGGAGAAAUAAGGAAGCGAAUCCAAAUAAGCAUUUGAAGAAGAAGCGGUUAGAAGCUCAUGCAGGCAUUGACAAUAGUGGGAAUGAUGCUACUGCCCGGUUGAUUUCAAAUCCAAGAACAGAAGAAAAUGUUGGGUUUGCUCCUGUUUUAUCAGAUGAGGUUGGGAAAAGGGCAGUCGUCGUUAGUGAGAACCUCACAAGACCCCAGCUUCCAAAACAACCUUCAUCUAUAGAAGUUGGAGGGGGCAACGGGGGACAGGUACAUCCCAGGGUGUCUCGGGCAUCAAGCGUCACCAAUGGGGAAAAAGGAGCUCAGGUUAUUGCUGGAUGGCCUUCAUGGCUAACUGCUGUGGCUGGAGAAGCUAUCAGUGGGUGGGUUCCUCGCAAGGCAGACUCGUUUGAGAAGUUGGAAAAGAUUGGCCAAGGAACUUAUAGCAGCGUGUACAAAGCUCGGGAUCUUGACACAAACAAACUAGUUGCAUUGAAGAAGGUUCGAUUUGCUACUAUGGAUCCAGAAAGUGUUCGGUUUAUGGCUAGAGAAAUUCUUAUUUUGCGUAGGCUUGAUCACCCUAAUAUCAUGAAGCUUGAAGGCUUAAUUACCUCAAGGGUAUCUGGAAGCUUAUACCUUGUAUUUGAGUACAUGGAGCAUGAUCUUGCAGGGCUUGCAUCAAGACCAGGAGUCAAGUUUACGGAGGCACAGAUUAAAUGCUAUAUGCGGCAGCUUCUUCAAGGUCUUGAACAUUGUCACAGUCAUGGUGUUUUGCACCGUGACAUCAAGGGAUCAAAUCUUCUGAUUGACAAUUAUGGAAAUCUGAAGAUUGGUGACUUUGGGCUGGCAAAUUUUUACGGUGUUCAUCAAAAGCAGCCUCUAACAAGUCGUGUCGUAACCUUGUGGUAUCGACCACCAGAACUCUUGCUUGGAUCUACAGAAUAUGGAGUUGCUGUUGAUUUGUGGAGUGCUGGUUGUAUUGUUGCUGAAUUGUUUGCUGGGAAGCCUAUUAUGCCGGGCAGAACUGAGGUGGAGCAGCUGCAUAAGAUCUUCAAACUUUGUGGGUCACCUUCUGAAGAAUAUUGGAAGAGAUCAAAGUUGCCUCAUGCAACCAUUUUUAAACCUACUCAUCCUUACAAGCGUUGCGUUGCUGAAACAUUCAAGGACUUCCCUUCAUCAACAUUAUCACUGUUGGAGAAGCUUCUUGCAGUAGAGCCUGCAGGCCGUGGAACAGCUUCUUCUGCACUCCAGAGUGAGUUCUUCACAAUGAAGCCUCUCCCUUGUGAUCCAUCAACUUUGCCAAAGUACCCACCAAGCAAGGAGUUUGAUGCCAAGCUUCGAGACGAGGAAGCUAGAAGGUUAAAAGCAGCCGGUAAAGAAGUAGGAUAUGAGUCACUUAAAAAGGGCUCUAGGGUCUCUAAGGCUGUGCCAGCACCGGAUGCCAAUGCUGAGUUGCAGUCAUCAAUACAGAAGCAUAAAGGACAGCAUAACCCUAAAAGCGUCAGUGAGAAGUUCAAUCAUGAAGAGGAGGGAGGCUCUGGUUUCCUUAUUGAACCUCCUAGAGAUAUGUCACGUAAUGGUAUCCCACAAUCUGGGCAGUCUAUGCUAUUGAGUGCCUUUGGAUCUCACAAUAUGGAUGCAAGGGCUGGCCAGUCUAGGAACGGUGCAGAGUUGAGGUCACCAAGAUCUAAUGUGCAUCGUGGAGCAGUUGAGUUGUCCAGAUUUUCCAAUUCUGUUGCAGCACGAAGUGAAUCAUGGUUUGAUAGUUCUGGAGAGACCAGUAUGACUUCACACUGGCCUGAGGAGCGUAUUAAUGGUGGAUAUAGUCAGCUGAAUGGUGGUGAUUCUUCUGGAAAACAAGAAUGGUCUCACCAUUUGCUGGAGAGGCCAAUGUCUUCACAUAAGAAUAAAGAUGAACCAAUGUCAGAGAAGGAGCCUUCUGCGGCUUAUGCUUACAAGAAGAACCGAAUUCAUUACUCUGGACCAUUGAUGCCAGCAGGAGGAAACCUUGAUGAGAUGCUCAAAGAGCAUGAGAAAAAAAUCCAGCAUGCUGUCCGUAAAGCCCGUGUUGAUAAGACGAAAACCAAAAAAACACACAACGGCCCUGGACUGAUCACAGAGUCGCUACUUCACCACAGUAGAAAUGACAAGGGGUGAUUGAUGAGGAAAUUCAUGUUUCCUUGAUAUGGUGCAGAAGCUCCUGCAGAAGGGCAUAUAAUUUUGAUUUUAAGAAAGAUAUAGGGAGACCUUUUCGGUUUCUGAAACUUCACCGCAGGGGGGCAUUUGUUUAUGGCAUCGAAAGGUAUGAAUGCCAUAAAAAGCACAGCUCUAGCCACGAAUCUGUUUCAAAUGAUCCUGACGCAAGUCUUUGUGGGGUAAAUGAAAUCUUUCUGAUUAUGAUACGAUAUAUUUAUUGACAUACUUGGUGAUAAAUGUCACCUUGUUUUGUCCAAAGUACUGAGAGACAUUAUGUACAGUUGAACGAACCUCUUUUGAUAUCAAAUUUUAACCCGUUCUAUGUAAAGGAUCAGCGGUUGACCAAAA